GGUUUGGAAAAGAGUUUUCAGCUUCUUAGUGAUUAUUUAAACUGAAGAAAUUAAAUGAUGGAAAAACAGAAAUAAUGAAUUAGUAUCAGCAAGAAACAUGUUUAUCUUGUCACUAAGGAUAAGCAUCGAAAGCAAAAUCUAAGACAAAAGAAUGAAGUCAAAUUGAGAAAGUUAAACUCAAAGAGACAAUUUAUGAUGCAUAAUAACAAUGUUUUGCAAAAGAAUUUAUGGAGAUGAAUAAGAAGAUAAGAGUGCAUAUACAGGGAAGUUAAGAAGGCCCAUUACAACUACAACUGCCAGGCUCAGGGGUUCCUUGGAGUAGCAUUAAAGACUUUCUGCACUAGAUCUUCAUUGCACAUCACCUAUACCACACCCAAAUAAUUCUAAACAAUUUUCUCUUUUCCAAUAAAAGACAAUGGAACAAAAAGAAGAUGCAGAUUAUAAGGAGGGAAAAGUUGGAUUGAUUGUUUCAUGAUUUUUUUUUUUUUUUUUUGGGGUCGAUUUUUCUUUUUUGAAUAUGGGUUAUGAUUCUGAUAUCUUGAACAUGAUUUUCAUCAUCAUGUUCAUGCUUUUAUCAUUAAACAAUACCCACAUUCUCAUUGCCGGUUCUUUAUCAAAUGAAUCAGAGGACUUGACCAGUGAUCUUGUGCCACAGCAACUGUAUUUCAAUGGUGAUAUUGAAGAUGGGAUUCCAAGUCCUACCCAGAUUGAGAAAGUUUCAGGGGAGGAUGCGAAUGAAGAAGAGAGAGUUUCAAUCUUGGAGAAGUUCAGGGUUUUGCUUGGACUCAAGAAGUACUAUAUGAAUUGGCCAUUAAAUGAUCAUGGUCAUGGCCAUGGCCACUCUGUAAAUGUGUCACCAGUACCUUCUCCAUCACAUUCCAUCGAUGCUGAAGCUCCAGCUCCUGCUCCUGUGCUGCACCACCAUGCGCAUUCUCAUCCUCCGCCGCAUCGUUUGCCCGCAACCCAACCCACUCAUCUCAAGCUUCAUGGAGAGAAUAAAGGCAGAGUGAGAAAGAUUCUUAUAGCAGUGCUUGUCUCAGUAGGAGUUGCUACACUGUUUUGUGUUAUUGGCCUCAUCUGGGCUUGCAAGAAAUACACAAAACAUCAGAAGAAAAGCACAGGAACAAUGUCAGUGUAUGGAAAAACAAGAAGAAAAAAAUCAAAGUAUUCAAGUUUCAGAAAACCAGCAAGCAAGGUGAGAUUAAAUCCUGGUCUUGAUCUGUUUUAUCUUGAUUCAUUAGGACUGGAUUUAGAGCAACAACAACAGACCACUUCUUGUCCUAAGGAAACUUCUGAAUCUGUGAACAUACCGCCAAAUCAUAGCAUAGAAAAAGGUACAAUGCAUGAGAGGAAGGAAUCUGAACAAGAGUUGAUGAAAUCAGAAAUUGAUGACAAUGUUAGUUCUUCUUCCACAAGAGAAAUUAUGUCUGUUCAUGAGGAGGCAGAUUCAAUAAAAAAUGAAUCUGAUUGUGCUAAUUCCCCAUAUGGGGAGAAAGUACUUAUUCCUAUUGAAACUCACUCUUCUGAUGAUGAAUCUUUUCAUUCUUUCGGAGAUUCGAGUUCAUCUAACAUCCGCCUUUCCAAUGCUUCGGAGGGAAGUAUGCGUGACACAUUAGAGAGUUUCUCCCCAAAGGUGUCAAGCAAUUGUUUCUUAGAGCUCACUUCUGUGGACUUACCCAUUGUUGAUACAAAUGCGGCUUUGGACUUACCAACUCAGCUAGAAAUCCCAUAUACAAACUCAUUCCCAGCAAUGGAUUUACAGUCUCCAAGUAAAGCAGAACAAAUUUGUCAGAAGGAUAUGACAACUUUUUCUCCUCCUCCACCACCACCACCACCUCCUCCUCCAACCCCUCCUCCCCCACGCAUAAACUUUCUUCCUAAACGUUCUUCUUCAAGGCCAAAUAGAAAUAUGUCCAAUGCUUCAAGCUCUUCCACAUUGCCAAAUUUAUCAUCUCCAAGAAAAUCAGAUUCUUCUCCUAAAUCAAACCAAAGUUUGCAAUCUGAAUUUCCUUCUUCAGCUCAAAAUCCCUCUAUACCGUCACAAAGUCCACCUUGUAUUCCUCCACCACCGUGCCCACCUCCAUUUCUUAAACCAAACAACAACGGAUUGAAAACUCCACCUCCCCCACCAUGUCAACUCCCUCAGUUUGCACCAUUGGGAAAAGGUCGAACUCCAUUGCCAAAACUAAAGCCUCUACAUUGGGACAAAGUUAGGGCCGCACCGGAUCGUUCCAUGGUGUGGGACAAGCUGAGAUCAAGCUCAUUCGAGUUGGACGAGGAAAUGAUCGAAUCACUUUUUGGAUACAACAUACAAAAAACCAUAAAGAAUGAUGAAGUAAAGAGCAAAAGCCCUUCUCCAAGCAAGCAUGUCCUGGAACCAAAGAGACUACAGAACAUAACUAUACUCUCAAAAGCUCUGAGUGUUACCGCUGAGCAAGUAUGUGAAGCACUAUUACAAGGGAACGGAUUGUCUUUACAACAAUUGGAGGCGCUUGCAAAGAUGGUACCCACCAAAGAGGAAGAAGGUCAGCUUUCUGGGUAUAAAGGAGACAUCAAUGAACUUGGUUCAGCAGAGAGAUUCGUUAAGGCAAUGCUUCAUAUACCUUAUGCUUUUCAACGAGUAGAAGCCAUGCUUUACAGAGAAAAUUUUGAAGACGAGGUUGUUCAUCUUAGAAAUUCCUUCUCAAUGCUAGAGGAGGCCUGCAAGGAACUGAGGUCAAGCAGGCUCUUCUUAAAGCUACUCGAAGCAGUGCUCAAAACAGGAAACAGAAUGAAUGUAGGAACCAUUAGAGGAGGUGCAAAAGCUUUCAAGCUCGAUGCCCUUCUCAAGCUCUCCGACGUGAAAGGUACAGAUGGGAAGACUACUUUGCUCCAUUUUGUUGUCCAAGAGAUAAUAAGAUCAGAAGGAAUCAGAGUUUCGACAAGCAUUAUGGGGAGGAUCAACCAGAAGAAUAAUAAAAACAGAACCCCAGAAGAGAAAGAAGAAGAUUAUCGAAGAAUGGGGUUGGAUCUAGUUUCUGGUUUGAGCACUGAACUUUACAACGUGAAGAAAACUGCUACCAUAGACUUGGAUGUUCUUGCUAGCUCUGUUUCGAACCUAUCAGAUGGGAUGGCUAAGUUGCAAGGUCUAAUAGGGAAGGACUUGGAAGAGAAUGGGAAAAGUGGGAAUUUCGUGAACUCCAUGAAUUCGUUCUUGAAUUACGCAGAGAAGAAUCUGAAAGGGUUGCAAGGGGAUGAAGACAGGGUGUUGUCUCAUGUGAAAGAGAUUACAGAGUAUUUCCAUGGUGAUGUGAGCAGGGAAGAAGGGAACCCACUUCGUAUAUUUGUGAUUGUGAGAGAUUUUCUGGGUAUGUUAGAUCAUGUUUGUAAAGAACUUAGAAAUGCAAGAGCACCACGCACGCCGAACCCUCUUGCUCCAUUCCGGUAGUCUCUAAAUGAGAAGUUUAGAUUUUUUUGUGUGUGUGUUUAUAAGCAGAAUAAGAAUUCUGAUUUUUUUUUUUUUUUUGGGGAAUAUUUUAGAUUGGAUUUGCUUGCCAAACUAAGAAGUUGUUCUUUGUUUUAAAAGCUUCUUUUGAGUUGAAUAGAUUGUAUUGUAUUCAUA
Molecule: messenger RNA, 3601 nt
Organism: Ziziphus jujuba (common jujube)
Lineage: Eukaryota; Viridiplantae; Streptophyta; Magnoliopsida; Rosales; Rhamnaceae
Product: formin-like protein 11
Exons: 4
Coding region: 518-3427 (969 amino acids)
Biological process (GO): actin cytoskeleton organization; actin nucleation
Molecular function (GO): actin filament binding
Source: RefSeq, a predicted model, not a curated record